Molecule: messenger RNA, 1613 nt
Organism: Micropterus dolomieu (smallmouth bass)
Lineage: Eukaryota; Metazoa; Chordata; Actinopteri; Centrarchiformes; Centrarchidae
Gene: cabcoco1
Product: ciliary associated calcium binding coiled-coil 1
Exons: 5
Coding region: 70-597 (175 amino acids)
Source: RefSeq, a predicted model, not a curated record
UGCAGAUGGACGCUUCUCCCUAGAAGAGUAGGUUAAUGGUAUUGCCAUGGCAACGACUAGAGCGUCAACAUGUCCGGAGGAGCGACACGUCGUGAAAAGAAAGAGCUACCAAAAGUAAAGGACAACAAGCUUCAGAAAGAGGAAGCUGUCUUCCUCCAGUGGGAAGCGAUGACACAGCAACAAAUCCAAGACCUGCUGAAUAAAACUGGGGAUGAAGUUCAGUCGGAAAUGAAGGACAUUCUGGGCUUCAGGAACCAUCAGACGUGUAUGAAGGAAUCUGCACUGCUGGAUUUCUAUGUCUGUGGUUUCUGGUGGGCAAAAGAGGCCAACUUCACCCCCCGACAGACCUCCUUCCUCAUGGCUAUACUGCACAUGCUGUUGGAUAACAUAAUAGAGAAACGGAUGGUUUUAGUGGAGAACUUGAUGGAGUUUGCGAAGGCCUUAGGUGCUGCCUGCCAGUGCUCGUCUUCAGAGGAAGACACAACUUCACUUCUAGACAAAGAAGAAGCCAUGGCACUCAUAAGUUACAUCAGAAACAGGUGUGUCCAAGACGUCAUAAUCAUGGUGAGACAGAAAUGCAGCAGGCAGCAACAGUAACUCUGUAGAAGGAUCUGCCUUUGGGUAUGACGAAAUCCAAAAGAUGAAUGACGUAUGGAAGUUUGAAAGCUGAUGAGUAGGAUCUAUUGGAGUGUUUUGGGGCUGCUCUCACACCCAGAUGUUACACAGACAACAAAGAAAUAUAAACCGUUCCAAGAAAUGCCAAAGAAGCUCCAGAAAUCCAGACAUUCGGCUUUACUCAACUAGACGCCGUGGCCAGCAAGACAGAUGAGGUUAAUGGCAAGCGAGAUGAUGAGGCUAUUGAUACUUGGUGUGGCGGUGCCGUGGAGGGAAGAGAGACUGAUAAUGAGUCUCUUCUUGAUGGAGUACAUCCUGGCAGCAAUGAUGAUGGGGUGGAUGGAAUAGUGCAUUGGGAAAGGGGGGCUGUUGAAUGGAUGUAUCAUGAAGCCGUCAUCUUCUUUAGUAAGGAGCCUGUCCUCUGUAUUGGGCUCAGAAAACAAAGAUUUCAAUGAAGCAGCCCGCGCCAUACGUUAUACCUAGAUGUAUGAAAUUGUGGAAGCAGAUGUAUCAUUUCUAGCCUCUUGGAGCAUAGCAGGUGUAUGUUGCUACUAUGGAAGCCCAAGCACAGACGCAGACACAGGGGAACUUGUACCACUAAUAUUUUAUUUAGCCACUUGCACACACAAACACCAGCAUACCUGGUACCGAUUCAGCUUCUGGCUACCAGCCUCACGCUUCUCUCUUCCCGUACCAAACUCGCUACAGUCCCUGCAACAAUAUUACCUGUGUCCUACAGCUACUUCGGCUGUUCUCUCGAUGGCGUGUAUGUCAGGUAGGUUGGGGAGCAUCUGAGGUCCAGCAUGCUAGUGCAUUUAAAAGGAGAGCACAAUUAGUAAAUAAACAACAGCUGUGAAAAUGCUCUCUCUCUGGCACUGCUCAACUCCCCCGCCUCUCCCUUCUGCAGCUGAAUGGCAACCAUGCACUCCUUCACAAAGCCAUAUCCUAAACCCAACAAGAAGUCACCCAUCUUGAAAUUAAAUCACUUUUUAAAGGUA